AUGGGGGACGAUAACCUUAUGGGGGACGAUAACCUUAUGGGGGACGAUAACCUUAUGGGGGACGAUAACCUUAUGGGGGACGAUAACCUUAUGGGGGACGAUAACCUUAUGGGGGACGAUAACCUUAUGGGGGACGAUAACCUUAUGGGGGACGAUAACCUUAUGGGGGACGAUAACCUUAUGGGGGACGAUAACCUUAUGGGGGAUGAUAACCUUAUGGGGGAUGAUAACCUUAUGGGGGACGAUAACCUUAUGGGGGACGAUAACCUUAUGGGGGAUGAUAACCUUAUGGGGGACGAUAACCUUAUGGGGGACGAUAACCUUAUGGGGGACGAUAACCUUAUGGGGGACGAUAACCUUAUGGGGGAUGAUAACCUUAUGGGGGAUGAUAACCUUAUGGGGGACGAUAACCUUAUGGGGGACGAUAACCUUAUGGGGGAUGAUAACCUUAUGGGGGACGAUAACCUUAUGGGGGACGAUAACCUUAUGGGGGACGAUAACCUUAUGGGGGACGAUAACCUUAUGGGGGACGAUAACCUUAUGGGGGACGAUAACCUUAUGGGGGACGAUAACCUUAUGGGGGACGAUAACCUUAUGGGGGACGAUAACCUUAUGGGGGACGAUAACCUUAUGGGGGACGAUAACCUUAUGGGGGACGAUAACCUUAUGGGGGACGAUAACCUUAUGGGGGACGAUAACCUUAUGGGGGACGAUAACCUUAUGGGGGACGAUAACCUUAUGGGGGACGAUAACCUUAUGGGGGACGAUAACCUUAUGGGGGAUGAUAACCUUAUGGGGGACGAUAACCUUAUGGGGGACGAUAACCUUAUGGGGGACGAUAACCUUAUGGGGGACGAUAACCUUAUGGGGGACGAUAACCUUAUGGGGGAUGAUAACCUUAUGGGGGACGAUAAUGUUCACAGCGAAAUGCGAAUGGCACACGAUUGGUUCUCACGCAAAGUGUCCUCCUCUCUUGUCACUUUGUUACUUGUCGCUGUUCGCUUAUUAGUCCGGUUGAAAAUGUAUUAUAGAAAGCCAAAAUGUCAUUGUUAUUUUCCGUGCCUGCGGCAACAAAAUAUAAGCACAACAGUGGCGCGCGUUAGGGAAAUCAACCCGGCAGCAGCAUACACAACCACAGCCAGGCGCAACCUCCCCCCCCCCCUCCUCACAAAGCGCACAAUUCCUCUCUUCCCUCGUCGCGCACACACGCUGACGCGGAUCUCACACACACGCAUAUGCAUACUAGAUAAUAUUAUAAUAUUAUCGUCUAUGACAUGGCCGCUCACACAACACAUAUACACAACACACACACACUUUCCUUCUCCUCCUCCGCCUCCGCUCGCUCCACCGCGCGUCUGUUGUCGUGCCUCCUCUCUCUCUGUUGCAGGAACAUUAUAUAUAUAUAUAUAA
Molecule: messenger RNA, 1410 nt
Organism: Trypanosoma cruzi
Lineage: Eukaryota; Euglenozoa; Kinetoplastea; Trypanosomatida; Trypanosomatidae
Exons: 1
Coding region: 1-1410 (469 amino acids)
Source: RefSeq, a predicted model, not a curated record